AUGCGUUCCUUCACUGUGGCCGCUGCCUUUGCAGCUCUGGCUGUAGCCAACCCUCUUCCUCAGGAGAUCGACUGGGCUGCCGUUGAUGCCCUUACUCCCAUUCCUACCGUCACUGUUCCUGUUGUCGACGUCAGUGCUCAGGCCAGCACUGUUACAUACGAGCCUUCCGCUGCUGCAACUUCUGUCGCUGCUGAGGUCAAGGCCUCUGGAGUUAGCUCCGUCCCUGCCGGUCUCAAGGCUCGCGCAGCUGUGACCUGCAAGCCUCAGCCUACUGGCGCUGGUCCAGUCCCUACACCUGAUACUCCUGAAGCUUUCCUGGCCUACAAUGACUUCUCGUCUACUGCCGUGAACGCAGACACCCCUUCGGGCUACUACAACACCUUCACUAACCUCAAUGCCUCCAACAACGCUUACGGGUACAUGGGAUACACUGUCCUGAACGAGUACUCGACUGAGACCUGUGCUGCUAAGUGCGAUGCCAUCAAGGGCUGUGCUGCUUUCAACAUCUACUUCGAGCGCGACCCGACUGUCAACNCGUUCUACCACCAACAUCAAGNNUGUGUCUUCUGGGGAGGCCCCGUCACCACCGACAAUGCAAAGAACGUCGGCCAAUGGCGCAAGAAUUUCCAUGUAGUCAUUGCUGGAUCCAACGGUUACGUCUCUAACAAGAUCGUUACUCCUCCUGGCUGCUCUACUCCCAUCUACCUUGUUNACCUCGGCGUCCGUAUCUUCCAAUCAGGACCCUUCGACAUCUCCAAGUGUGCCGCUGCCUGCACUGCCCAAGCCGACUACGCCAGAGCCCACCCUCCCUCCAACGGUGGCGAGAUCAAGACUUGCCAAUUCUACAACACUUACAUGUUGAUGAAGAACGGCGAGCCCGUCGGCCAGUACUGCGCUCUCUACGACCACAGCUGGCCCCAGAGCUACGCCACCAACUUUGGCCAGUACCGUGGAAGCGACAAGUACACCAUUGAGUGGUCGUACAUUUCGUCCAACGCUACCAACCCUGCUCCUGCUUGCCAGCCCAAGGCUUAA
Aureobasidium musti is the source of this 1035-nucleotide messenger RNA. NCBI's taxonomy places the organism in Eukaryota, Fungi, Ascomycota, Dothideomycetes, Dothideales, Saccotheciaceae. The record is from the annotation of a GenBank genome assembly.